GAUAAAAUCCCCUAGAUUUUUCAACCAAAUCUCUGCAUCCCUAUCCGACCACCUUUAUUUCCUCUACCCAAGACAUCUAGGUACCUAAUUGACAAUCCCUCCUUCGCAAUUCAUCAUUGUAUCUCAAUCAUCGGCUUGUCGCGCCGUGAAGAAUCUGCCACCAGCUCCCAGACCUGCCGCUGAACCAAGUCGCCGGGAUGAGCAAGAAAAAGCCCAAUGACGACGAGCCCCCUCGGGUCUCGGGCCAGUCCAAUGAGCCGCUCUCGCGUCCGAUCCACGCCCUGUCGGUUGGCCAGUUUCUGGACGAGAUCCGGGCCGACGCCGACAACGGCCUGACGUCUGACGAAGCGCGCCUCCGCCUGCAGCAGCACGGCAACAAUGACUUUGGCGACAGCGAGGGCGUCCAGCCCGUCAAGAUAUUCGUGGCGCAGUUCACAAACGCCCUGUCUCUAGUCCUGAUCCUAUCCAUGGCCGCUAGUUUCGGCAUCGAAUCAUGGAUAGAGGGCGGCGUCAUUACCGCCGUCAUUGCGCUCAACGUUAUCGUCGGCUUCUGGCAGGAGCUUAAGGCCGCCAAGACGCUCGACUCGCUCCGCUCGCUUAGCUCCCCUACGGCCCGCGUUAUCCGGGAUGGUACCAACAUUACCAUCCCGACUGUUGAAAUCGUUCCUGGCGAUAUGGUCGAGCUGAAAACCGGAGACACUGUCCCUGCAGACACCAGACUGGUCGAGGCCAUCAAUUUCGAAACGGAUGAAGCUCUUCUAACCGGAGAAUCUCUACCGGUCCGCAAGGAAGUCGAACUGGUUCUCGACGACGAUACCGGCCCCGGAGACCGCCUCAACGUUGCCUUCAGCUCCUCCACUGUCACCAAAGGUCGGGCUCGCGGUAUUGUCUUCGCGACCGGCCUGGCUACUGAAAUCGGUAUCAUCGCAUCUGCCCUCCGCGGAAAAGAGUCCAAACGUCGCCAAGUAAAGCGUAAGGAGGAUGGCAGCGCUUCGCCCUUAAGACACGCUCAGGCGUGGUCCCUGACCUUUACCGAUUCCAUCGGCCGGUUUCUCGGCGUCAACGUCGGGACACCUUUGCAGCGAAAGCUGUCCCAGCUUGCCGUGUUCCUAUUCUUCGUCGCUAUUGUCUGCACCAUCAUCGUGUUGGCUGCAAACAGGUUCCUUAGCAACAAGGAGGUUAUCAUUUACGCCGUGGCCACCGGCGUCAGUAUGCUUCCGGCAUCUCUUAUCGUUGUUCUGACGGUCACGAUGGCAACCGGAACGAAGCGCAUGGUCAAGAGGCAUGUGAUUGUUCGCAAUCUUCGGAGCCUAGAAGCCCUAGGAGGCGUCACAAACAUUUGCUCCGACAAGACCGGCACUUUGACCCAAGGCAAGAUGGUGGCCAAAAAGGCUUGGAUCCCGGGCAGAGGCACGUACUCUGUGAGCACAACCAAGGAACCGUUCAACCCGACCGUGGGCAGCGUUAGCUUGUUGCCCAAGGAGCCCGGCCAGAUCGAUGGUCGUAGCCAAGAGUCCGAAGGCGACGCUGUAGACACCAUGGCAGCAACUGCAGGCGACGAGAUGCUGCGCACUUACCUGAACAUCGCCUCUCUUGCCAAUAUUGCGAACGUUCACAAGACCGGCAACGACUGGCACGCUCGAGGGGACCCCACCGAGAUAGCCAUCCAAGUCUUUGCUUCGAGGUUCAACUGGAACAGGCUGCGAUUUACAUCCGGAGACAGCCCCCGGUGGCGACAGGUGGCCGAGUUCCCCUUCGAUUCCGACACGAAAAAGAUGUCUGUCGUGUUCGAGGAAACGGCCAGUCGCGGCCUCCAUGUGUUCACCAAAGGUGCCGUCGAGCGCGUGCUCUCAAGCUGCGCAACUAUCGCUAUAGGCGGGAACGGCAAGGAGGACCAGGACACCAUUGUCCCGAUCACGGACGAGCAUGUCUCUGGAAUCAUCGCGAAUAUGGAAUCGUUGGCCCGCAUGGGUCUUCGGGUGUUGGCCCUUGCCAAUCGCGUCGACGACAUCCCAGAGAUCAACGAGAAGGACACGCCAGAGAGAGCCGAGUACGAGGCGGACCUGACUUUCCGUGGCUUGAUAGGGCUGUACGAUCCUCCCCGCCCUGAAUCGGCCGAAAGCGUCCGCAUGUGCCACCAGGCCGGCAUCUCGGUCCACAUGCUCACUGGCGAUCACCCGGAAACCGCCCGCGCCAUCGCCAUCGAGGUCGGCAUCUUGCCCAAGCGCAUGGCUGAUAUUGGCCGCGAGACGGCCCGCACCAUGGUUAUGGCCGCAUCCGAGUUCGACAAGCUGGAUGACGCCGAGGUCGAUGCCAUGCCGCAGCUGCCGCUGGUGGUGGCGCGCUGUGCGCCCAACACCAAGGUGCGCAUGAUCAACGCCCUUCACCGCCGCAACAGGUUCGCCGCCAUGACGGGUGAUGGUGUCAACGACAGCCCCUCGCUCAAGUGUGCCGAUGUCGGCAUCGCCAUGGGCCAGGCGGGGUCCGACGUUGCCAAGGAAGCUGCCGAUAUCGUGCUCACCGAUGACAACUUUGCGAGUAUCCUCAAUGCUGUGGAAGAAGGCCGACGUAUGUUUGACAACAUCCAGAAGUUCAUCCUGCACGUUCUUGCGGAGAAUGUCGCCCAAGCCUGCACACUCUUGGUUGGUCUGGUCUUCAAAGAUUCGGCCGGGAUUUCCGUUUUCCCGCUCGCCCCCGUCGAGGUCCUCUGGGUGAUCAUGGUAACCUCGGGCUUGCCGGACAUGGGCCUAGGCUUUGAACUGGCAGCCCCUGACAUCCUUACACGUCCUCCGCAUGAUGUCAAGACGGGCGUCUUUACAUGGGAGCUCCUACUCGAUAUCGCAGUCUACGGACUCUGGAUGUCAGCCUGCUGCCUUUCGUCAUUCGUCGUUGUUGUCUACUGGUUCGGGGACGGCAGGCUCGGUGACGACUGCAACAACAAAUUCUCGGAAGACUGCAAGCUCGUGUUCCGGGCUCGGGCGACCACCUUCGCGUGCCUCACUUGGUUCGCACUCUUCCUGGCCUGGGAGGUGGUGCACCCCCGGCGGUCCUUCUUCAACCUCCGGAACAGCGGCGGCUCCAUCUGGACGCGCUGGAUCCGGGACGCGUGGAUGAACCGGUUCCUGUUCUGGGCCAUCGUCGUCGGGUUCGUCACCAUCUUCCCGACGCUCUACAUCCCGGUGCUCAACCACGAGGUCUUCAAGCACGACGGCAUCACGUGGGAGUGGGGCGUCGUCGUGGUCGAGCUGGUCCUCUUCUUCCUGGGCGCUGAGGGCUGGAAGUGGGCCAAGCGCAUCUACUUCCGCCGGCAGCUGAAAAAGACGGACCCUCAGGCGGCCAAGGGCGACCUCGAGGCCCGGGUCUUUGGCGCGUACCUUGAGCAAGGGUCGGGAGACCAUGUCGGGCGUGGACAGGUCGAGCGCAAGGAGGACGGCCCUGCUAUCGCUGGCGAGAGCUCGCAGGAGAAAGCCCAAUAACAACUACAGACACGCGAGAGCGUGGCCCAAAGUCAAGUCCAGGUGAGUGGGCGCCCUUGGCGUUGUUGUUGGUGGUGGUUUGGACGGGUGGUUUCGGGACAAGGGCAAGGUCCCUCUUGGCGAUGGUGGGGCUGGAGCAGCAGCAUGCAUUUUCAACAAAGGCUUCGCUGGCUGCCCAGAACGGCCCUUGUCGAACUUUGGACGAGGGACGGUGGAGGAUUCAUUUCGUGGAAUCGCCGCCUUUCGGUGGUGGUUUAUGGGCUGCAGAGCUCUCUGCGGUCAUUCCGGUCCUGGGCGAGCUAUCAAACAGAUGGCCGCGAUAUGGUCCCAGUAGAUAGAAGGAGGGGAUAUGAGGGUAUUUUGGUGCCAGACAAUAGUAAACAUAUUUCCCCA
Molecule: messenger RNA, 3869 nt
Organism: Gaeumannomyces tritici R3-111a-1
Lineage: Eukaryota; Fungi; Ascomycota; Sordariomycetes; Magnaporthales; Magnaporthaceae
Exons: 8
Coding region: 198-3476 (1092 amino acids)
Biological process (GO): calcium ion transmembrane transport; intracellular calcium ion homeostasis
Cellular component (GO): plasma membrane
Molecular function (GO): ATP hydrolysis activity; ATP binding; P-type calcium transporter activity
Source: RefSeq, a predicted model, not a curated record